ACCUAAGUUAUAUUCACCAUCAGUGAUCAGGGUGUAAUGCGGUCACACUCCCCUCUCUCCACACUUGUCAUUCAUAAGAUUCAGUGGAGUUUCUUGGUGCUCUAAGAAGAGGAGGGGCUCUCCUCUCCAGUCUUGAACCUCACACUGUGAAAUAUUCACUUGCUUUCUCCCCACACCAGCCAGACUACCAAUAAACAGCCUCUGACAGUGCGAUCGGCAGCGACAGCAGGAGUAACAGCCUGUCAGAUACAAUAUUUUUUCUUCUGGACGACGAGAGGUGAUGGGAGUGUGUUCUCGGUGCUGCAAGCUUCAUUCCCGGAAUGGACACUUCGCAGCCCGGUGUGGUUUUGGGUACACCGGGUGUCAGAGAGCACCAGCGUCCAACCAGCCGCUGACUGCGCACGGAUUUCAGUGGCUCUGAAUGAUUUCUACCAUGCAUCCGCAUUGAGACAUGAAGGGGCACUCAGUCUAGGCUUUCCAUCUUUUCCCUGUGCUAUUAUGUGCGGUUGUUACACCAUGUUUUUUCCAAAUUUAUCAGACAUGUUCACUGACAGAGCAUCAUCUCAUUGCAGGCAGCUGGGCGCCUUGCCUACCUGUGUCCGUCUCAUUGACAUCUCCUCAGCACAUAAUCUGUAGAUCCCCCCCCCCCUUUUUUUUUCUGCAAGGCAACAUCAUCAUCAUCAUCAUAAUCCUCAUCCCCAAUGCCUCUUCAUUGCUGGCUGCUGACAUCCCGCCAGCCUUCUUAAAAACCGGGAGGAUCGCGGGGUGAACCGUCAUGGAUAGUGGGAGCCGGGCUCCGACGGUCGGGGACGGUGCAGCCAAUUUCACGGCAUCCCACCUCUGGUUGGAUCUCCUGAACGCUUCGAGCCCGCCGACCCGGUGGGACAGCAGCCCACCUGCCGAGGGGACCGGACUGGGCGAGGAACAGCGCCUCAUCCGAGAGCAAGCCUACCGGGACUUCACCACCACCAUUCAGGUUUUCAUCCUCAUAGGUUCGCUGCUCGGAAAUGCCACAGUGUUGUGGUGCACCUGCUGCACAAAUGUCUUUAAAUCUGUGACCAAUCGCUUCAUCAAGAACCUGGCGUGCUCGGGGAUCUGUGCCGGCCUGGUGUGCGUUCCCUUCGACGUGGCGCUCGGAGCCAGCCCUCGUUGCUGCUGGUGGCUUCACACUCUGGUGGUCUGCAAGGCCAUCAAGUUCCUCCAUAAACUCUUCUGCUCCGUCACCGUGCUCAGUUUCAGCGCCAUCGCACUCGACAGAUACUACUCUGUGCUGUACCCGUUAGAGAGGAAGAUCUCAGAUGCAAGAUCCAGAGAUCUGGUCAUCUAUAUCUGGGUUCAUGCGGUGGUGGCGAGUCUCCCCGUGUUUGCUGUGACCAACGUGACGGAUGUGUAUGUCACCUCAUCCUGCUCAGAUGACCACGCCCGCUCCCUGGGACACAUGGUGUAUGUUUUGAUCUACAACGUCACCACAGUGAUCCUCCCUCUCGCCCUGGUCUUUCUCUUCAUGCUGCUGAUCCGCAGAGCGCUCAGUGCCAGCCAGAAGAAGAAGGUGAUCAUCGCGGCGCUGAGGACUCCCCAGAACAGCAUCUCCAUCCCGUAUGUGUCCCAGCGAGAGGCCGAGCUACACGCCACUCUUCUGGCUGUGGUGCUGGCUUUCUCUGCCUGCAGCGCCCCCUACGGGGCCUUGGUUGUUUAUCGCACCAUUUUGGCAGACACCAAGGAGCUGCCCAUCUCACUGUAUCUCACAGCCCUCUGGCUCCCUAAGGUGUCUCUGCUCACCAACCCACUCCUGUUUCUGUCUGUUAACCGCUCAGCGCGUCAUAGCUGGCUGGACCUGCUGGCCAGGGUUCACAGACGCUACAGUCGCCGUAACGUGGUCAGCACUGGGGGUCUGGCCUCUUUAGGAGCGGAGGGGGUGAUCGGGGAGCCGGUGGGGCUGGAGACAGCCGGCCGCUCUGGGAGCCAACUUUUGGAGAUGUUCAACAUUGGCCAGCAGCAGAUCUUCAGACCCUCUGAGGAAGAGGAGGAAGACGAGGAUGUGGAGAAUGAGAUGCCUUCUCAAGGAUCAGGAACCUGCACUGGGCCGAAAGAGGACCUCAAGGGCGGGUUGGGACUAGGGAGCCUCAGAGGGGAGGUGAUCACCAAAAAGGACCCUCUGCAGGGCACAGGGGGAGGGCUGGUCAUCACCAAAGAGGGCCCUCCUGCAAUCAUAGCACCCCGGGCCUCUCCGGUACACACAUGUGCUUAUGCCUCUUCGUCACAGGUGGCGCCAGCCACGCCUACAGAAGCUGAAGACUCUACACAGUUUGGUUUUGGACCGUUUGAGCUCCCUCCUCAGUGGUUACCUGAGACCAGGAACAGCAAGAAGAGGCUGCUGCCUCCACUGGGUAACACACCUGAGGAGCUGAUCCAGACCAAACUACCCAGGCCACGGCCUGAAAGGAGGAUCAGCAGAAACAAUAAGGUCAGCACCAUUCCCACUGUGGACCAAUGAAGUAUUCCUGCUGGCCUCUGAUCUGCAACACUGGACCCACUGCACAUUACAGUGGGUCGACCAGGCCACGGCAGGAUAUUACUGUGUCAAGCUGUUCGGUGAGAUGCUUGGUUUAUUUUGGUUAAUUUAAACCUUUUGACUUUUUUCUGAUUUUCUCAGAAGUAGUUGUAGCCACUGUAGAAGUCCAGAUACCUGAGGCGCUGCAGUUUUCUUGUUGGACGAAAAUCAAUUUGAUCAAAUAUUUACACUGCCGUGAGAAAUAUGUCUGCUCAGUCCAACUUCACUGCCACUUGGUCCAAUCCAAUUCCAUAAUUAAAGACUUCUACAAUGACUACAUGAUUGAGAGGGCAGAUACCUUUUUGAAUCUCCCUUUUUUUGAUGAGAGCUGACGUCAGUAAUUAAAUGAAAACACUGUACGAACCAAUUAUCCUGAGCGAUGCACUGAUACUGGAUGAUAUAUUUCCACAGCAAAUAAUCUGAAUAUCUGGAUACUGAACCUCCAAACAAAACAUUUUGUAAAAUGGUUAUAAUGUGAUUGCACUCUGUAAAUGAACACAUCUCAGUGUCCAUGUUUGCCAAGUUCUACUUCAGUAUUUGGGUUGAAGUGGCCCCUUGUUGGCCCUUUUUUUCCUCAAACCCCUCUUUUGGGAUAUUUGCAUUUCUUCUAAUGUUGUAGGUGUCGUCAUCAUUUGUAUUUUAAAUGUAAGUGGAUUUCAUAAGAUGAAAAAUGCAGAUGUACAGUAUGCAAAUUUAUGUUUUAAAAAUGUGACAUUUUCAGAGUUUAACUGUGUGUUUAGACUUGUUUUCUGGAACCCGAGGUGCGACAAAAAACGGAAAAAUAUUACUGGUAUGUGGAAAAAAAAAAAAAAAGGAAAGGGAAAGAAAGAAAGAAAGAAAGAAAGAAAGAAAAUCAUCCAGAUUGGAGAUCUUUUAGUCCCCCAUGAUAAAUUUUAUUGAUUUCUCCCAGGUUUCCUGAAAAUCAAUUGCUUGUUCGAUUUGUGAAAUAAAGCAAAUAAGAGCAGAGAUAAAAGCACACAUUUUAUGUCAUC
Messenger RNA from Seriola aureovittata, 3543 nucleotides. It is a transcript of the gene gpr176, whose product is annotated as G protein-coupled receptor 176. The coding region runs from base 776 to 2494 and encodes 572 amino acids. NCBI's taxonomy places the organism in Eukaryota, Metazoa, Chordata, Actinopteri, Carangiformes, Carangidae. The record is from RefSeq and is a predicted model, not a curated record. Gene Ontology annotation, molecular function: G protein-coupled receptor activity. Gene Ontology annotation, biological process: G protein-coupled receptor signaling pathway. The transcript has 3 exons. Gene Ontology annotation, cellular component: plasma membrane.